Molecule: messenger RNA, 2568 nt
Organism: Oreochromis niloticus (Nile tilapia)
Lineage: Eukaryota; Metazoa; Chordata; Actinopteri; Cichliformes; Cichlidae
Exons: 5
Coding region: 850-2262 (470 amino acids)
Source: RefSeq, a predicted model, not a curated record
AGUUGGCAACACUGCUAUACAGCUCCACACAAGUUUUGCUUUGGACUACGGCAACACGCUAUCUUCAUUUUCGUGGACUUGCUUCUCAUUUUUUUUCAUUUAACGUCUGCCACAGCUCGUCUUCAGUUACUACGGUAAGAAAAUAAUCCAACUUGGUUUAUUUAUCGACAGCAUUGUGUUGCAGGCAGUGAAGGCGCAAAUGAUAAAUUUACGUUAGCUUUAACUCGUUUCUAGCAUUAGCGUUAGCUACAUUAGGCUGAAAAGAGCCUUGCAAAACCAGCAGUGCGCGUUUUGAGACGUGUUUUGGAGACGGGUGUAUUAAUGGAAACCGUCUAAUUAGUAUAUCUAUAUUUCAAUGCUUUGUCUAAAUGCGGCCUGGAUUUUCCCGCUUUGUUUGACAUCCGGCUGAAGCUUAAGUUAGCUAGCCUCGCAGCUGUGUCAUAUUGACUAUGUAUUUUUGCAGCAUAUGUGGAGAAUCGGUUCAGUCCGUGAAAGCUUAUGUUUUGCAUUGCAGACUGCAUCGUAAUGAACCCCGGUGUAUUUUUAAAUGUGUUGAAGUAAGUUGUAAGCAGGUGUUUUCUGGAUAUGCUGCUUUAAAGUCUCACUUCUACCGCCACCACACUGGUACCGCAACUGUUUCUCAGAAUGCUACCUUAAUGGGUUUGAACUGCACUGUCUCACUUUGUGAACGCCAAUGUGAGGGAACUAAAGCUUUGAUUGCUCACUUAAAGGAACACAUAGAAGAGGGACGGCAUGUAACUUGUCCAGUGAGAGGAUGUCAAAGUGUGUUCUCUGUAAAAUCUACAUCUACCUCCCAUAUGUCUAGAAAACACAAACGUUUGGAAGGGGAUGCAAUUGCAGGAGUGCUUCCGGACCUUCCUGAUCAACUUCUCAAUCUCUGGCACUUCGACACCAAUCGCUGUACUUUCCUCUCCAGUGGAUGUCCUUCUUUCUCCACCCUUAAUUUCUUCUUCACCAACAUCAUCCACCACUACUUCAUCACCUUCAGGAAUCUGUACACCAUUACUACCAAACUGGGUAGAGAGAUUUGAGAUACCAUGGCAGAGGCUCCCUGAGGAGUUGGUACAGAACUUGGAAAGACAGAAAAGACCAAGCGCAAGACAAAGACGAGAAAUGGUAAGGAUUGUGGUCUCUGAAAUGAUGAAGACUUGUAAGAAUCCAACCAAACACAAUACUACAGAGAUAGCAAAAAGGAUGGUGGCCAAGUAUCCCAAGUCUCUUCAAGAUGUGAUUGAUGGUGAUGUUAUUGGACCUGGAUAUCAUUCCCUGGUAAAGCAACUUCAGGCAAGAGUUGAAAAUGUCAAGCGACCUGACAUACCAAAGGAAAGAAAACGUAAAGCAAUAUCAGAUGACGACAACGACACAGACGAAAUACCAGCUGAACAAAAAGCAAGGGUUCAAGACACAUAUGGCUGUAUUAGCUGGGAGCCAAAGCAUUUGCCACUCUCUGAGACUGUGGAGAGUCAGCUUGAAAAAAAAGAAGAAAUGAAGAAGCUGUUUAAAAAGAAUAACUACAGUACAGAUGUUGUGAAAGAACUAGUCAAGUGCACCUAUUACACGCAGCGUAAAGACAUCAACAAAGGGGCAAGCAUCCAGAAACUAUGCCAGGAAUGGCCCUUUCUCUUCAAUGAAGUUGGUAUGACCGCACAUUUCCAAGAAAUGACUGGUGUGAAUCUGAUGGAGACCUUCCUUGCCAAUGUAGACAAAAAGGGUGCACGUCUGUUAAAGUUCCUCAAAUAUGUUGAUGCACAAAAGCACAAGCAAGUCCUGAAUGCUGUUCUCAAACUUCAGACUGAAAGAGGUCAGUCCAGUGGUUGCUUGCAAGAGGUCAUUGAGAUGAUGCUUCUUUUACUGGCUCAUUUUGACGAGAAGGGAGAGCUUCUGUUCCACUGCGUUGAGAUGACAAGCCUUGCAGAAGAUGUUCAGAUGGAGAAAGUGCCACCAACGCCCUUCAUCAUUGUUGGCGGUUCCUCCUGCUUCGCUGCUGAGACAUUCAUGUUGAGCAUUGACAAGAAGAUUGUCAACAACCGCAUCACAACCUUCACCUCUGCUAUCUGCCUAAUGUUUGGCAGUUACUACUGCUUUAACAUACACUACCCUGUGGAACUACGAUCAACACUGGAGUUCCUUCAACGGUGUUUCUUUUCCAUAAAUCCUGAGAGAGGCACCAAGGUUGAAUCCAAGAAGAAAAGUGUUCUCAGUCAAUCCCAGAGUCCUCACUCUCAUCUCAGACAUUGCUGAUCAUGAGUGGAUCUAGUCCUACCCCUCUUGUUUGAGACAAAGUGAUAAAGGUAUACUAUGUUACAUACUCUACAGAUGUUCUGUUUUUGAAACAUUGUUACAUUUCUGAUUGUGAGUGGGAAGUUUUUAACAAUGUGAAGUUUUACUAGACAAAAUUUCUAAAAGUACAUGUUCUACUUUUGAUUCACUGUUUUAUAUAUGAAAAAUGUAUCUGGUAAAAAUGUGGUAAACCUGUUAUUUUUGUUUCUUGGAUUUUAAUUUUCCCAGUUUUAAAGAUAUUUGUAUUCCAAUAGUAGAGCUGGGCGA